Messenger RNA from Harpia harpyja (harpy eagle), 3568 nucleotides. RefSeq names its product T-box transcription factor 19 (gene TBX19). Gene Ontology annotation, cellular component: nucleus. Lineage: Eukaryota; Metazoa; Chordata; Aves; Accipitriformes; Accipitridae. Bases 1415 to 2749 code for a protein of 444 amino acids. The transcript is spliced from 9 exons. The record is from RefSeq and is a predicted model, not a curated record. Gene Ontology annotation, biological process: positive regulation of DNA-templated transcription; mesoderm formation; cell fate specification. Gene Ontology annotation, molecular function: RNA polymerase II cis-regulatory region sequence-specific DNA binding; DNA-binding transcription factor activity, RNA polymerase II-specific.
GAUGGUAUCUCUCAGGUUUUUUAACUGCAAGAUCUGUUGAACAUUGUCAAAUGAUGGAUUUAACUUAAAUCCUAUUUUACAAAGUUUGCCAGACUCUUUCUUGUCUUUAUAAACCCCAUCAGUGAUCCACCAAGUCAUUUCACCUUUUAGAAAGAAUCGGAAGCACAGGAAUUCAACAGGGGCUAUUGAAUUAAACGAAUGCAAAGUUCUCAAUAAGUAGCCAGAAAAUACAUUUCUCUAAAAAUUACUUCGAACAGUAUGUUUUCAUAAACAAGUCCCUGACUAUGUCAUGUCCAACGGACCAGAAAUUCCAGACACUAUUGGAGCUAGAUGCAUCAGGAGAAAUGAGGCACUCAAAUGCCUUGUGAUGUGCCAAAGUCCAGUGUUUAUGGAUCACUGGUGUUCACGUGGCCUCCACUUAACCCCUUAGCAUGGAACCAAACCCAGGUCUCUCACAUCCUUGGCUGAGUGCCAAAAUUGUUGGACUUCUCAGUAAGACGAUGGCUUCUUUUUGGAGGGUAUGUGCGGUUGGAUUAGGCUUCUCAGAGAAGGUCUCAGCCUGAGGCGAGAGGGAAUGCCUGUUUUAGGGAUGCUGAGGGAGCUUUUGUAUGAGAUGGACGCUGAGCAGGUCAGCAAUGCCAGGCCUCGGGAGGUUAGGCUCACACCCAGCCCCAGAAGCGUGGGGUCUGUCCCUGGAAAUGGAGCCAGAGGCAUGUUCAGCUGCUUGUGAGGUGCAGCAGGGGUUUUGUGAAUGACAGUGAGACCAAGGGAUGGACACGGUAGGCAUCAACGGUGGAGUGUAGGGAUGAUACCUUCUCCUUGUACAUUGCAACCUUGGUGCAGAAGGGUUUCUUACUAUUACAUUUUGAUUUAGGAACAUAGAGGAACGAGGUUAAUGCGUUUAUUCAACACACUUGGUGAAAAUAUUUUAAGACUACCUUCUCUGGGUAACUAUCUUGACUGUUACCAGCUCCUUCAGUUAGAGUCCGCAUCAGCAUGAAUGCAAUUUCCAUGCAUUGUUUCAGUCUGGAAAUGAAACAAUUUUCAUUAAUGGAAACCUGGUUCUCAAGCAGAACAAUUAGACCCACUUCAGGUUGAAAAAAGAUAAAAGCAUGCUAAUUUGGAUGGAGGACUCUUCUUUCAAGGCAGCCAAUUGAGUCAUCAGCCUGCCACCCACCUGACCGUCUGACAGGUAAUUAGGAGAUAGUCCUCUUUUUGUGCGGAGUGUGUGCAUAAACCUCCACACGCUGGUGUCGCUGCCCAUUGGGACUUCCAGAGGAAAGAGCUAGUCAGUGGCAAAAGAGUGAGGAGAGCACGUUUGUCAGACGGUGCCCAAUGAACUGACUUGUUUUUUGAUUUAGUUCAUUAUUUUUGUCUUCUAACACCUACUGAAGUUUCUGGCAGUAAAGUCGUCAUGGCAGACCUGGGCUGCAAAAAACCCAGCGACUGUACCGUCUCCAGGCUACUCAGCGUAGUGGAGAGUGAACUCCGGGCUGGGAGAGACAAAGGCGAUCCCACUGAGAAACAGCUCCAGGUUGUCUUAGAGGAUGCGACGCUCUGGCAGAGAUUCAGGGAAGUCACUAAUGAGAUGAUCGUGACCAAGAACGGCAGGCGGAUGUUCCCUGUUUUAAAGAUCAGCGUGUCAGGCUUGGACCCAAACGCCAUGUAUUCCUUCCUGUUGGACUUCGCCCCGACUGAUGGCCACCGCUGGAAGUACGUCAAUGGAGAAUGGGUGCCGGCUGGGAAACCAGAGCCACCAAACCACAGCUGUGUCUACAUCCACCCAGACUCUCCAAACUUCGGAGCCCAUUGGAUGAAAGCUGCUAUUUCCUUCAGCAAAGUCAAACUUACCAACAAGCUCAAUGGGAGUGGGCAGAUAAUGCUGAACUCCCUGCAUAAAUACGAGCCGCAGGUACACAUAGUUCGUGUAGGAGGCCCCCACCGGAUGGUGAUGAACUGCUCCUUCCCUGAGACACAGUUCAUAGCUGUGACUGCCUAUCAAAAUGAAGAGAUAACAGCUCUCAAAAUCAAGUAUAAUCCCUUUGCCAAAGCCUUCCUGGAUGCAAAAGAAAGAAACCAUCCUAAGGAUGCUCCAGAAACAGCCUCUGAAGGUCAACAUAUGACGUAUUCUCACUUGGGUGGCUGGUUGAUUUCCAACCCAGAUACAAUGUGUGCAUCGGGAAGCUCUAAUUAUCAGUACACUGGACCUUUGUCUCUGCCAGCUCCACACACUCCCCACAGCUGUGAGCGAUAUUCAGCACUGCGAGGGCAUCGGGCUGCUCCGUACCCACCUUCCUACAUGCAGAGAAAUCAUUCACCUACAGUUAAUUUGUUGGAGAGCUCCAGCAAUAACCUUCAGGUAUUCUCAGGACAUGACAGCUGGACUUUGCCAUCCUCUCCACACGCUAAUUUGCUGUCAGUGCCACACACAAAGGGAGCUGCCAGCCCUGGCCCCAGCACUGCUGAAAACCAGGAUCUUGGAAGAGCCACAGAGAACUCUGGUAUCUACAAUCUCCACUACCCUUGCCUGUGGACAGUGAGCAACAGUUCUGUAAAUGUUGCCAGCGCAGGAAGCGAGGUGAACAGCAGCCCUUCAAGCAUGUUUCUAAGGGGUAAUGUCCCCCUACCCACUGCAUCAUCAGUCCAAAUCCCUCUGCAGGGAAUGGUGUCUGGCAGCAUGGAAACGCAAGGGGAAACUGCUCCAGCCAGACUAUCCGACUCUGCCUGGACGUCCUCACACUCCUUUUAAUGGACAGGCAGCUCUUGAGGGAAGCUCAGCCAAACAAGAUUGACACAAAUGGCAAACGAUCUCCUAGAAUUGCAGCUCAGAGCAGGGAUGUGUAUGCAGAAAACCGCCUUCAUCAAACAUCACUUUCCACUUCCCACUCUUGUGUGCCAGCGAAUCCAAAAUGCAUAAUGCAAAGGCAGAAAAUGUUUUGGGAGCCGGUUUAUUACUGUAACCUUUAUGCGUCAUUCAGCAUGAUGUCCAGAAGGAAUCUUUAUAGUUAGUUUUGCUUCUAUAUCACAUAAAAACUGGUCAGAGACAUGGGACUGAGUGAAGCAGACAUGGCAGCUGGAUAUUUGUAUGUCAUUUUAAAAGUCCUUUCUGUAACUAACGGCCAAGUCCAGGGGAAAUUGUGAGCAAGUUCGCGACUGGUAAUUUGAAGGGACAGCGCUGCUUUAAAAACUUUCUCUGUCACAUGAAGGUUUUCACAAUACCUGAAACUAAACCCUUCAGAGGAUGAAAUUAGUCUGACACCCUAACGACACCUGCAUACACCUGUACUGUCUGUCCCCUUCCCUUCUCCAGCUCCUGUUUGCUGUUCGUGUGCUAUAGGGAUAAUGGACACACUCAAGCUGAGAAAGUGGCUGCAUUGUAGCAGCAGGGUGCAGGGCAUCUAGUUAGCAUUUAUAGUCUGAUGUGAUAGUCUUUGAAAUGAAAAGUUGCAAUGUUUUCUAUAUGUGCUAUUUUUGAAAGGGUGGAGGGAAAAGAAUUAUAGAAAAGAGAUUCAGCUUGCAUUUCCACUUUGCUUCUGGUAUAGAGUACAAAUAAAAUAUGAAUAAAUGG